Molecule: messenger RNA, 810 nt
Organism: Vollenhovia emeryi
Lineage: Eukaryota; Metazoa; Arthropoda; Insecta; Hymenoptera; Formicidae
Exons: 1
Coding region: 1-810 (269 amino acids)
Source: RefSeq, a predicted model, not a curated record
AUGGCGGACAAAAUCAAAUUCCUCGUUCAGAAACGAACUUCCCUGAAAUCCCAAAUAACCAAUUUAGCCAAUAUCGUCGAAGGGGGGAAAAUUGAUAACGCGACGUUAAGGUUGCGAAACGAACGUUUAACGCAAUUGUAUCGGGCCUUCGAAGAGCAUAACGAUGAACUCGCGGUAUUGGAUUCCAACGCAAAUCAUCGGGUCGAGUUCGAGGGUAUCCAGGAGCGGUUUUAUUGCUUGGCGGGAAAAAUUGAGAGUAUUUUACGUCCGGGAGAUGCGCCGUCGGGAGAUACGUCCGAAACGAGCGCCAGCGUAUCAAAUGAAGGGGUACGACGCGAUGACGUCGUACCGCCUGUUGAGAAACGGCGGAUUAAGCUACCCGAAACACCGUUACCGACGUUUAAUGGUAAAUUUGAGGAAUGGUUAUCAUUCAAAAAUGCGUUUUGCAGUAUGACAGGCUCGCGAACGGACCUUGCGGAAAUAGACAAAUUGCAUUAUCUUAGAUCGGCGUUAACUGGCGAAGCCGCGAACAAGAUUAGGAUCUUCGAAAUUGACGGAAUUAAUUAUGCCAAUGCCUGGAGCUUAUUAGAACGGUCAUAUGAGGUCAGGAGGAUCUUGAUAUCGCGGCAUCUCUCUCUGUUAUUAAAUUUGCCCGCGCUAGACAAAGAAACAACGAACGGUUUGUCCAGACUCGCGGACGACGCGCAGCAACACGUUGCAUCGCUAAACUCAUUGGGAAUUUCGGUCGAACACGAGAUGAUCGUGCAUUUGCUAGAGACCAAGCUACCAAGGAUAACGUUGGAAAAAUAG